UUAAGUACAUGGGGGGAUCAUUGAGUUGUAUGGUAUGUGGGAUAUAAUGAUUGGACAUUGAGUUUAUGCAUGGGACCACAUACAAUAUUCAGUUAUGUGGUACUCAGUCUCUGCCUGAAGUAGAUUUUAAUAAUGCACUGGAAACUCACACAUCAGUCACUUUUCAAAGGCUUAUUUUCCAGAAAAGAGAACCCAUGCAAAAAACAUCCAAAAUCAGAAUGGCUGUUGCUUUAGCCAAGAUCAACCGAGGAACAUUAAUUGAAGGAUUAAACAGCAUGUCCAGAUCCUCCAAAUCAGUGGCCAGACUUCUGCAGCCUCAGCUUGCUUGUAGACUUUUAGAGUUAAGGGACAUAGCUCAUCGCCUGCUGAGGGAAGUUAAUGCACCAAAGCAACCCCUCUAUAACAUGCAGGUCAGAAAGUGUUCUUUGUUUGAAAUCAUUUCCUUUCCAGCAAAGACUGCUUUAACUAGCAUAAUGUAUGCUUCAUAUGCAGCACUAAUUUAUUUGACGGUCUGUGUUAAUGCUGUGCUGGAGAAGGUAAAGAUAAUUUUCCAAGAAGAAGAAUCCAUAAGGCAAAACAGAGAGGAGAGUGAAAAUCUUAGAAAAGCCUUUUCUGAGCCUGUGUUUCCUGAAGGUGAAAUCAAAGCAAAACCUUACAGGUCAUUACCGGAGAAGCCAGACAAUAUUUUAGAUCGCCCCAAACUUCCUGCUAAUAAGUUGAGUAAUAAGAUCCAGGUUUUACAUUCUGUGUUUGACCAGUCAACUGAAAUGAAUGAAUGAGCAAAUGUGAACAUAAAUAUCACUGAACAGAGCUUAAGAGUUAUCUAUCUAAUGACAGUUCAUCUGACAAAACUAGAAAACUAGUUUUCAUAUACUGACUGUUCUGCUUUAAAAAAGCGGGGGCAGGGGGACUACUAAAUGUCGUUCUCUAGUAUUUAUAUGGUAGAGAAAAUAAAAUGAAUCUUGAUGUAGAAUGUAUGUAUGACUAUAUGAUAUUUUUUAAUGAAUAAGAAAAUGUACCUUUAGGUGGGUUAGACUUUAUGCUGUGGUUUAUAAUA
Messenger RNA from Diceros bicornis minor, 1057 nucleotides. It is a transcript of the gene SPATA9, whose product is annotated as spermatogenesis associated 9. NCBI's taxonomy places the organism in Eukaryota, Metazoa, Chordata, Mammalia, Perissodactyla, Rhinocerotidae. The record is from RefSeq and is a predicted model, not a curated record. The coding region runs from base 66 to 779 and encodes 237 amino acids. The transcript is spliced from 3 exons.